AUGACUCAGAUCGAUAUCAAGACCUCGUCAUGGAAGCUCGUUGAGGUGGGCCGCGUUGUGCUCAUCCGGAGCGGCCCCUACUCGGGCAAAUUGGCUGUGAUCGCUGAGAUUAUCGACCACAAGCGCGUCCUUGUCGAUGGUCCUUCGGGUCAAGAGAACAAAGUCGUCCCUCGCCAUGCCAUUUCCCUCGCACACGUCACCCUGACGCCCUUCACCAUCCCCAAACUCCCACUCGCUGCCGGCACCGGACCGAUCAAGAAGAUGUGGGAGAAGGCUGAGAUCGACGCGAAAUGGGCACAGAGUGGUUUUGCGAAGAAGCGGGAACAACAAGAGCGGAGACGCAACCUCACCGACUUUGAGCGCUUCAAGGUUAUGAGACUGAAGAAACAGGCUCGCUAUGAGGUGCAAAAGGCACACGCUAAGAUCCGCGCUGCUUCGUGA
Molecule: messenger RNA, 441 nt
Organism: Uncinocarpus reesii 1704
Lineage: Eukaryota; Fungi; Ascomycota; Eurotiomycetes; Onygenales; Onygenaceae
Product: 60S ribosomal protein L14-B
Exons: 3
Coding region: 1-441 (146 amino acids)
Biological process (GO): ribosomal large subunit biogenesis; translation
Cellular component (GO): ribosome; cytosolic large ribosomal subunit
Molecular function (GO): RNA binding; structural constituent of ribosome
Source: RefSeq, a predicted model, not a curated record